This is a messenger RNA of Emys orbicularis (European pond turtle), 1072 nucleotides long. It is a transcript of the gene RNF170, whose product is annotated as ring finger protein 170. The transcript is spliced from 8 exons. The coding region runs from base 107 to 877 and encodes 256 amino acids. The record is from RefSeq and is a predicted model, not a curated record. Gene Ontology annotation, molecular function: ubiquitin protein ligase activity. Lineage: Eukaryota; Metazoa; Chordata; Testudines; Emydidae.
CGGCCGCGGGGAGGCCUCGGCUGAGCCAGGAGCGGAGAGAGGAAAAGAUGUUUUCCAGAGACUACUGACCCCAGACUUCCCAAAGACCUGCUUCAGCAGACCUGGAAUGGCCAGUCAACAAGCAGAAGUUCAGAGUUUGAAACUAGAUAAUGAUUCGGUUAUAGAAGGAAUAAGUGACCAGGUACUGGUGGCUGUUGUGCUCAGUUUCACUUUCAUUGCUGCUCUGGUGUAUAUGCUUUUAAGAAAUGAGCACCAGAACAUUCAUCCAGACAACCAAGAGCUAGUGAGGGCACUUCGGCAGCAGCUUCAAACAGACCAGGAUGCAUCUGCUGGUGAUAGACAUCGUUUCUAUACUGACAUGUCCUGUCCAGUCUGUUUACAGCAGGCUACGUUUCCCAUUGAAACAAACUGUGGACAUCUUUUCUGUGGUGCCUGCAUUAUUGCAUACUGGAGGUAUGGCUCGUGGCUGGGUGCCAUCCAUUGCCCAAUCUGCAGACAAACGGUAACAUUGUUUUUACCACUCUUUGGUGAAGAUCAGCAGGAUGCAGCACAAGUGCUUCAAGAUGUUAAUGAUUACAACCGGAGAUUCUCAGGACAGCCCAGAUCUAUUAUGGAAAGAAUUAUGGAUUUACCCACUUUACUGCGGCAUGCUUUCAGGGAGAUGUUUACUGUAGGGGGCCUUUUCUGGAUGUUCCGUAUCAGAAUAUUCCUCUGCCUGCUAGGAGCUCUGCUCUAUCUGGCUUCACCUCUGGAUUUUCUUCCUGAAGCCCUCUUUGGAAUUCUGGGAUUUUUAGAUGAUUUCUUUGUCAUCUUUCUGCUGCUGAUAUACAUCUCUAUCAUGUACCGAGAAGUGAUAACACAGAGACUGAAUAGAUAAUGAGUGGAAACAAUCAUGACACAGAUGUUUGUGUGGAAAGCUGAACAAAGGGACCCAUGACACAGUAUGACGUAGUAAAGCACCUGUAUAAACUUUCAGUUUUUGCAAUUAAAUAGCUUGUAGUCAAUUAUUUUAUGCAAAUGUGAGGGGUUAAAAUGUGGUGAUGCUUAACUGGAAUCUUUAAUUUGUGUGUUA